Messenger RNA from Cyanistes caeruleus (blue tit), 1577 nucleotides. RefSeq names its product GPN-loop GTPase 3 (gene GPN3). Gene Ontology annotation, molecular function: GTPase activity. The record is from RefSeq and is a predicted model, not a curated record. NCBI's taxonomy places the organism in Eukaryota, Metazoa, Chordata, Aves, Passeriformes, Paridae.
GGACAGCCCCGGGCACCGCCGGGCUCCAACCGCGCUGUGGGUGUACAACCGGACAGGUUCUAUUGCCCUAAAACGGAGCCCAUGCAGCGGUAGGGGAAGAUGUCUGAAAAUCGUUUCAAGAAAAUAGUGUGUGAUCCUUAUAUCAGUGAAUAAUUCCAGUUGGGUACCAAGUAGUGCUUAGUGGCUAUGUCAGGGAUUAAUGCAGUACCGGGAUAGCUCCCUGCAUCAGUGACUGUUUUCCUGUGCUUAAUCCCUGUAUUUACCUUCAAAAGUGAUUCAUAUGUACUGGCAGAUGCCUCAGUUUUGAGAGCAACAACUGUGUUCGUGUCUGAACAAAGAUGAUAGGAAAAGUGCAUCUUGACCUGGCCACAUAGCUGAGAUGCUCUCAGGAGAAGAGAUCCAUUAAAAGAUCCAGGACCAUGAAGAUCUGGGGAAUGACAUGUUUCCCAGACAAUCACCAGGAACCCUCAAAAGACAUCCCCCAGAUAAGUCUGGGGAAGUAUUUAGCAUAUAUUAAUUCCGGAAAUGAAGGAAUUUGUGUAGGUUCCAUGAGCAUAACCUGUUCACUUUGGCUGCUGGCUGUACCUGGGAGAUCCCCCUGCAGCCGGCACUGCUGUAAAGUCGUGUUGGUUUUCUCAGCUGCCAAACUGCAGAGUUCAUUUCCUGGCUUUGGUGACGUUUGUGUUGUCGCAGACAUCCGCGAGCUGAUAGAAGUGGACGAUGUCAUGGAAGAUGAGUCCUUGAGGUUUGGCCCCAAUGGUGGCUUGGUGUUUUGCAUGGAAUACUUUGCCAAUAACUUCAGCUGGCUGGAGGAGAGCCUCGGGCACGUGGAGGAUGACUAUGUUUUGUUCGAUUGCCCAGGUCAGAUCGAACUCUACACGCACCUGCCAGUGAUGAAACAGUUGGUGGAGCAGCUGCAGCAGUGGGAAUUCCGUGUCUGUGGAGUUUUCCUUGUGGAUUCUCAGUUUAUGGUGGAAUCUUUCAAGUUUAUUUCUGGAGUCCUGGCAGCUCUCAGUGCAAUGAUAUCUUUGGAGAUUCCACAAAUUAACGUCAUGACCAAAAUGGAUUUGCUGAGCAAGAAAGCCAAAAAGGAAAUAGAAAAGUACUUGGAUCCAGAUAUGUAUUCUAUGAUUGAAGAUUCUACAAAUAUAUUGAAAAGUAAAAGGUUUAAAAAACUGACCAAAUCUAUAUGUGGACUGAUUGAUGAUUAUGGUAUGGUUCGAUUCCUGCCUUUGGAUCGCUCUGAUGAGGAAAGUAUAAACAUCGUUCUGCAGCACAUAGACUUCACCAUUCAGUAUGGAGAAGAUCUGGAAUUUAAAGAACCAAAGGAGUGUGAAGAAGAUAAAUCUGCUAUUGUGGAUGAAUACUUUCAAGAUCGUGUGGAUGAGUAAAAACAUGUUCAAAUUGGGAGGAAAAAUACUUCACUUUUGGUAAAAAAUAAAAACUAAAAAAAAAAAAAACCCUGAACUUCUACACAAACACACUAGAUGUUUUAUCUGUAAAAUAACUAAUAUUUAUAGUGGAGAGUGAGUUACAUGACCUUGUAACUACUUUAAUAAACAAUUUUUUUAUUAUUA